UAUUUACUCACUCUCACCCAAACAGACAAACAAAAUCCAAAUCAUAAACACAUGACACCCAAUGUUCAAAUACCCCUCUGGGACUCCGCCGCCGCAGACGGAGGACCGGUCUCCCCGUUCUCUCCCAAUGCGCCCGACACCGCCUCCUUCUCCACCGAUCAUUUCCGGAUGUUCCACUUCAAGGUCCUCACCUGUCCACGUGGCAGGGCCCACGACUGGACCGAGUGUCCCUACGCCCACCCCGCCGAGAAGGCUCGCCGCCGGGACCCCCGCAAGUUCCUCUACUCCGCCACGGCAUGCCCUGAUUACCGGAAGGGGAACUGCAAGAGGGGUGACACGUGUCAGUUUGCGCAUGGCGUGUUCGAGUGCUGGCUCCACCCUUCUCGCUACAGAACCCACCUCUGUAAAGACGGGACUAACUGCCGCCGCAGAGUUUGCUUCUUCGCUCACACCAACGACCAGCUCCGCCUCACACCCGAUUCGUCCUCUCUUUCCUCUCCCACUUCGGUUAUCACCUCUUCCUUCUUCGAUUCUCCACCCUCUUCUCCUUACGUCCACAACAUACAAGAGAUAGUUAGUUCAAUGCGGAAUGUUCAACUGGAGGAUGGACUUUUCUCGGGUUUGACCCGGUGCGUGUUCGGGUCAACAAGUGGCGGUAUUUUGAGUGGUAAUGGGUGUGAGGAAGAAGAGCCUGCUAUGGAGAGAGUGGAAUCUGGGAGAGAUAUUAGGGCGAGAAUAUACGCGAAGCUUAGCAGGGAGAAUUCCAUUGCAGGUUCUGCUCCUCACGUUGGAUGGGUCUCGGAACCGGUGAAUGGAUUCCGGGGCCUUUGAUUUCUCUCUCUACUGUUAACCUCGUAUGAUGCCAUGUCAAAUAAAAUAAAAUUUCAUGUACAUAGUUGUUGAGUUCUGAAGAGACUGUUGGGUGUCUUUGCUUUGUACUUCCCUGUCUAACAUUUUUUACCUUAGCUCUGCCUUUCCGAGAAUGGCUUCGCUACCAAUUGAUUGUAUAAUAUCAAAUGUUUAUUUUCGACUGUAGUUUUCUGUUACCACACCACCUUUGUCUCAGGAAUGUCAGAAAUCAGAAGAUUGAACAAUGGUGUCUGUUUUUUUUA
Molecule: messenger RNA, 1112 nt
Organism: Vigna angularis (adzuki bean)
Lineage: Eukaryota; Viridiplantae; Streptophyta; Magnoliopsida; Fabales; Fabaceae
Product: zinc finger CCCH domain-containing protein 23
Exons: 1
Coding region: 52-831 (259 amino acids)
Molecular function (GO): metal ion binding
Source: RefSeq, a predicted model, not a curated record